Molecule: messenger RNA, 1245 nt
Organism: Sorghum bicolor (sorghum)
Lineage: Eukaryota; Viridiplantae; Streptophyta; Magnoliopsida; Poales; Poaceae
Product: F-box protein At5g07610
Exons: 1
Coding region: 1-1245 (414 amino acids)
Molecular function (GO): protein binding
Source: RefSeq, a predicted model, not a curated record
AUGGAGGAGGCCCGCGACACGAAGAAGAAGCGGAGCCUCGCCGUCACUAGUUCCGCCUCCACCGCAGCCGCCACCGGCGUUGGCCUCACCGACGACCACAUCGUCGACAUCCUCUCGCGCGUGCCCGUGAAGUCGAUCUGCCGCUUCAAGUGCGUCUCCCCGUCGUGGCGCAGCCUCAUCUCCCACCCCGACAACCGCAAGAAGCUGCCCCAGACGGUCACGGGCUUCUUCUACUUCGACGAGUUCGAUUCGUGCACCUUCGUCAGCCUGCUCGCCGAGCCGCCGAGGAGGACGACAGGAAGAGGAUGGGUGCGGCCCCGCUCGCCGUGCGAUUUCCUGCCCGCCAACACAGGCGGCGGGGUGGUGGACUGCUGCAACGGGCUCGUCCUCUUGAACAACUCCCGCGGCGGCGGCGGCGGCGGCGGCUCCGAGCCCCGCGCAUCGUACGUCGUCUGCAACCCUGCCACCGAGAAGUGGACUACCGUGCCGGCAUCAACCCGUGCCGGCAAGAUCUGCUCCGCUAGCAUCCUGUGCUUCGACCCGGCCAUCUCCCCGCAUUUCCAUGUCGUUCAGUUGCUGGACCGGGACCCGGAGGCCGACGAGGCCGACGACGAGGAGGAGGAAGACUGGUUUGCCGAGGAAAGCAGCCAGUUCGAGGGGUUCAACAUCUACUCCUCUGAAACAGGGGCCUGGGUUUUCCAUCCUCAUGACAGCCAUUGGUCUCCCGUUGCCCACCGGAGCAGGAGGAUCUUCUUCAACGGCCAGCUGCAUUUCGUCACCGGCGACGACGGCGCGGUCGCUGCACUGGACAUGAAAGGGCAGCAGAAACGCAGGGUGAUUCCUGUCCCGCGAAGCGGAGAGGUCCAGCUCAUUGGCCAUUCUCAGGGGCGCCUGCUCUACGCGAACAGAGAUGCUCGUAACGCCUCCAAGCUGUCGAUCUAUGUGCUCGGGGAGGGUGGGAAUGGCAAUGGCAGGUGGACUCUGAAGCACUGCGUUGAGACUUCAUCAGGCCUGUUUGCUGGUGAAGAGUAUUUGCAGUCUGGGCUGUUGGUGGGAGUGGCCGCCAUUCAUCCGCACGGCGAUUCUGUCUUCUUGUUUGAUUCGUUGCAGGGAAGGUUGAUGUCAUAUGGUAUGGGGAGCCGGCGAGGUCAUGUCGUCGGCAAUGUCGAAGAAUCGCCGCUGUGGUCAUUUGUACCGUAUGUUCCACUCUACUUGGAGAUGGCAGCACUGGAAAACUCCAAGUAG